GACCCUUAAGCUGACAGUUGAAGGGAUAGAAAAGCGGGUCUUGGGAGUUGAUUCCAAUGCCAGUUCAAACAUCCACUUGUCAUGGAUUCGCAACAGCUUGUGUUCCCCUCAUACGCGUCUAACACUCCUCGUACGCCCUCUCCAAGGGAGGACCCCUUCUUCUCCGCGUACCCUUCCCACACUUCAUACGAGACCGGCGCAGGCGGCGGGGGGUCUCUCCUCCAAGAGCUCUAUGACGACCACCACCCCGCUGUAGUCCGCCGCGCCACAUUUCCCUAUGUGCGCGCCGACUACCCGGGUGAACCCAUCAAGCUCGAACACACCCUCCCCCCGAUGCAUCUCCCCCCGCAUCACUCACACCACCCGCACCACCAACAACACCACCACCAAUUCUACCAACCCUUCCCCUCCCCGCCCCCUCCCUCCUACACACUCUCCCCCCACACCGGCCUCCCCGUCCAACACACAGACGACGCCGCCUCCAAAGAAACCCAGUACCUCCGUCGGCGCUGCUUCAACUGCCACACCACCGAGCCUCCCUCCUGGCGCCGCUCCACCCUCAACCCCGGAAAGAUCGUCUGCAACAAAUGCGGCCUCUACGAACGCACACACCUCCGGCCUAGGCCUCUCCGCUUUGACGAGCUCAGAGCAGGCAACAAGGCGAGGAAAGCUGCUGCUGCGGGGGUGGUGCUCCUCAGAAGAAACCGCUCUCUCCAAAGAAGGAGCAGAGUCGGAGCCCACAGCUCUUGCCUAGGCGGGAAUCGCAGGAAUGGGAUGAUUCGCGUAGGUCCCCCGCCUUCCAAUUCGUAUUCUCAUUCUAAUCAUACGCUACAGUCUCCAUCUACUCGUCCUCUUCAACCUCAUCAACCUACCCCUCCCCCUCACCAACGACCUACCCCCAUCCCCUCCCCUCACAUUCACCCUCCCCUCCCCCCAUCCGCCUCCCCAACGUCGACUUUGCCCACUACGCCGACUACACCACCCUUCCUCCAGAAGUAGUCACCGCUUAAACCUUUCCUUUCCUUCUCUUCGCUAUACAUAUCUAUUUCGCUAUCUAUCUUAUCUAUUUAUUCCCCCCCUUCCUUCCGUUUGUUGGUGUUGUUGUGUUGUUUUCUUUCUGUACGAAUAUCUAUUAGACCCUCCGUCGUCGUUUCAAAACUACCCACUCCCCAACCCCCGUGUACUACUAGAUGAAAUGUGCAUGACUUUUAAGCAGGUUUAUCUUUGCCAUGG
This is a messenger RNA of Desarmillaria tabescens, 1233 nucleotides long. RefSeq lists its product as uncharacterized. The transcript has a single exon. The record is from RefSeq and is a predicted model, not a curated record. Lineage: Eukaryota; Fungi; Basidiomycota; Agaricomycetes; Agaricales; Physalacriaceae. Gene Ontology annotation, biological process: regulation of DNA-templated transcription. Gene Ontology annotation, molecular function: zinc ion binding; sequence-specific DNA binding. The annotation marks the transcript as partial.